AUGACUUUGCUUUUGCAAGUGGCCAGCUCCGCCAAACAGCUCCACACGAGGCUUCACUGCAAGCUUCAGGAUCUGGCCUCCUGGUCUCCCAAUGACACUCUCUGCCCCAAGGCACGAGGACUUUCCCCGCAGCAUGCGAAGCUGUGUGUUGGCUGUGCGGCCGUGCUUCCCCUGCCUCCUCUCAGCAAUCGCCAAUUCUGCAGCUGCAGAUCUCUGCGUUGUGCACUGAAAUGCCAUCGCACGUUUCCCAGCGAAACCUGUACAUCCAGCUCCUCGCAAGCCAUCACUACCAAGCACAGCCUCGCGCGUAGUGUCCAUCGACUGGGGCCGUGUUCAAAGAGCGCAAGGCAUGGCAAUGCUGUCGCAGGUGGCAAUCUCCACAGCCAAAUGGCUCCAGACAAGAUUCUGCACGACUCAGACAAACCAGAUCGACAGAGCUUCCAACACAGUCCUCAGCACUUGGAGCCCAAACCUCCUACACUCCCAAUGUAUCCGUCGCGCAGGCUGCUAUAUUUGGUAUUUCUGAAAUCCGUGGUACGUGCACAGGCUGCAAAGGCGUCUCCUUGUGCAGUCGGAUGCUGA
This is a messenger RNA of Symbiodinium sp. CCMP2592, 582 nucleotides long. Lineage: Eukaryota; Dinophyceae; Suessiales; Symbiodiniaceae. The record is from the annotation of a GenBank genome assembly.